Messenger RNA from Lasiosphaeria miniovina, 2094 nucleotides. RefSeq lists its product as uncharacterized. The annotation marks the transcript as partial. The transcript has 4 exons. Gene Ontology annotation, molecular function: zinc ion binding; DNA-binding transcription factor activity, RNA polymerase II-specific. Gene Ontology annotation, biological process: regulation of DNA-templated transcription. NCBI's taxonomy places the organism in Eukaryota, Fungi, Ascomycota, Sordariomycetes, Sordariales, Lasiosphaeriaceae. The record is from RefSeq and is a predicted model, not a curated record.
AGGCGGAGAAAAGUGCGGAAGGGCACGCAUAGCUGCUGGGAAUGCCGCCGACGCAAGAUCCGAUGCCAGUUCGGCCCCGGAAACGAUGCAGUCUGUUUACCCUGUCAGGGGCGCGGGAGCUCCUGUCGCAGCCAGGAGUUCGUCGACGAAUCGCGCCCACAGCAGCAGCCUGACCGGAGAAUGGCCCAGCGACUCGGCCGUCUCGAAGACCUCAUGUCCAAACUAGUCGAUCGCAUCCUCCCCGAGUCCAUCUCGUCUUCCCGGUCUCGGGACGUCUCCCCUGCAUCUUCCGACGACACGGUGGAUGACGGCACCAGCACUCGGUACCAGCAGGCUCUCGAUGUCCUCGAGGCAUCUGUUGUCACGGGUGCCGAAACCCCUUCCUUGCCGACGCCCGAGUCGGACCAUUCCGCUCCCCGAAAAGGCUCUGUGCCGAGACACGAGAAGGCCUGCCGGGCGCUGUAUGCUCUUUUCCUCUCAGAACACGAUAUCACCCUGGUUGCCGAGGCUAGCGCCGCCCCAUAUUUUCUCACCUCACUCUUCAACCCUUUCCGCAACCUCCUCGAGGGCAGAUUUGAACACAUUAACAACAUGAAUAAUCUACCCGCCCUCACGAACCACCCUACAGUUCUCGCUAAACGGUUGCUGCAAAUUGCCAUUUCCAUCCAGCAGAUGCCAACCAACUUCGACGUGCGCAGACUUCAGACAAAACGGAGCCUACCUGACCUCACCUCGGACAUCAUUUCCACCGUGUCCCAGCUCGUCACCUCCAACGACGAGCUUGUUGGGACCGCAGAGGGCCUCCAGUGUAUUAUCCUGCAAGGCGUCUGGCACGCCAAUGCCGGCAACCUGCGUAAAGCAUGGCUCAGCUACCGCAGAGCAAUGAGCUUGGGUCAGCUGAUGGGCAUCGACCACGGCUCCUCACUUGCCCUAAAGUUCGUCGACGCGACUGUUUCGCCGGAACGCCGAACGACGCCUCAAGCCCUGUGGUACCGCAUCAACUUCUUUGACCGGUCUACGUCGCUUCUACUCGGCCUUCCGGCAGGUAGCCGCGAUGACAGCUUCGCUACGGAAGAGGCCAUGAGGCGCGAUACGGAUAUGGAGAGAUUAGAAAAGCUACAGACAGUGAUUGGCGGGCGGUUGAUUGAGCGCAACGCUGACAAGUCAGGCCAGCAUUUCGCCAUGACCCUGUCCAUCCACCGCGAUCUCGAGGAAGCCGCAAGGUCGAUGGACCCCGAAUGGUGGGCCGAGCCUGAAAUCGACCCGUCACAGGGGAACGAAUCAAACCUCGGCACAAUGUUUCACAUGAUGCUGCAGGUCCACCAUUUUGAUCUCAUGAUCCUCCUACACCUGCCAUUUAUGCUGCAAAGCUCGCCUGAGGUGCCCGAUGACAAUCAAAGCAAGGCCACCUGCGUACGGGCGAGCAGGGAAGUGCUCAAACGCUUCGUGUCCUUUCGAGGGCUCUAUAGCUCGCCAUGGGCCUGUCGCCAUAUCGACUACUCGGCCCUGGUCGCCGCCAUGACACUGUUGCUCAGCUACCUACGCCAGCAUCAAGCAAUCUCCGAGCCCUUCCCUACCUGCGCCGAGCGAGCUGACGAUAGGAGACUCGUUGAGGUAGUCCGCGAGCGCAUGUUGCAUGUUGCCCUUGUCAAUCACGAUAAGCUCUCCAAGGAGUCUGCCGAGAUCUUGAGCCGCAUGAUGCCUAUCCUCGACUCAAUUGAUGAGUCCAUGAUUGGGUUCCAGGCUGAAGGCACCGUCAACGCCUUGAAGUUCCUAAACUUGAACGUCCCUCACCUCGGCACCGUCAAUAUUCAGACGAACAAUCCAAACCUCGCAGGGAGAUCAUCCUUUGCGACGUUAGAUCCAGAUCCCCCGCAGGGCAACGGCAGUUCGGCCGGGCCUAGAUUCCAUGAUGCGGGCGAUACCCACCAGCUGCAGCUUUCAAUGGAAAGCAUGUCAGGAAUCGGCGAUGCCGCACCCUCCAGCGACGCGUUCCAUAUUAGUGACGCUAAUAUGCUCGAGUUUCCUCUGACGGCCGAGGCCGAUGACUGGGUCUUGCAAGGUAUCGACACGACAUACUGGUCGCUAGUAAAC